Chinchilla lanigera (long-tailed chinchilla) is the source of this 1030-nucleotide messenger RNA. It is a transcript of the gene Sox18, whose product is annotated as SRY (sex determining region Y)-box 18. The record is from RefSeq and is a predicted model, not a curated record. Gene Ontology annotation, biological process: lymphangiogenesis; vasculogenesis; angiogenesis. Gene Ontology annotation, molecular function: DNA-binding transcription factor activity, RNA polymerase II-specific; RNA polymerase II cis-regulatory region sequence-specific DNA binding. Lineage: Eukaryota; Metazoa; Chordata; Mammalia; Rodentia; Chinchillidae.
CGGCCCGCCCCGCCUGGCCCAGCCCGCCCCGUCGCCCAUUGGCCCCGAGCCGCUAUAUCUGGGCACCCGCCCGCCGCUAGGCCACCGCUGUCCCUGCCUCCGCUCCCACCGCCGCCUGUCCGCCCUCCGCGCCCGGCUUCUGCCUCGCAGUGCCCGCCGCCGUCCUCCGCGCUCCCGCGCAGCGUUCCGCCCAGGCCGCGCCCAGCUGGAAUGCAGAGAUCGCCGCCCGGCUACGGCGCACAGGACGACCCGCCCGCCCGCGGGCCCCUACCCCAGCCCGCUGUCGCCGCCGCCCGAAGCCCCGCCGCUGGAGGGCGCCGAGCCGCUGGGGCCCGCCGCCGACCUGUGGGCCGACGUGGACCUCACCGAGUUCGACCAGUACCUCAACUGCAGCCGGACUCGGCCGGAUGCCCCCGCGCUCCCGUAUCACGUGGCGCUGGCCAAACUGGGCCCGCGCGCUAUGUCCUGCCCGGAGGAGAGCAGCUUGAUCUCGGCGCUGUCCGACGCCAGCAGCGCUGUGUACUACAGCGCCUGCAUCUCCGGCUAGGCCGCCGUCCCUGCCCCAGCGCUUCCUCCGGCGCCACCUCGACCUUGCGGCCCUGCCGCGCUCCCGCUCCCUCUCGCAGAUGUAAGUGUCCCCAUGCAACAGCCUGGACGCGCACUCGCAGCGGGCGGCCCCACCUCCUGGGGCCCUGCAGAGAUUGGGGGUGCGGGUCAGGGCUGUUCCAGGAAGCCCAGGCUUGGGACCUGCUGGCUGGCCCCGCCAGGGUUAACUAUUGGAAGCACCUAAUCCUUUUCCUGCAGUGUAUUUUCCAAAACCAGAUUGUAUUUUUUACUUUGCCUUUUUUAUAUACAUAAGACGAUAUAUUUAAUUUUUAAUUAAACCUUUAAAUGUUUCAGUGAUCACCAGCAUCCGUGUAGCAGGGCUUUUAAAUACAAGGGAUAAUAACGUUUGCUGUAAAGGAGGGGCUAGGAGCUAGGUCCCUCCGGGCCAAGGGCCACAAUAAAAUGCCUGGGCCAUUCCUCUGCA